GGCAACGGAUGCCGAGCGCCGCGCCGUCAGUUUGCGUCUGUCUAGGGUCGCGACGUCCUCGUCUCUACGUAUAGCACUGAGAUCGCGCCUCGCCGCCGCUUCGUGUACGCGAUCGAACACCGACAACCGACGACGUCACCGUCGACGACGACGACGACGACGACGACGACGACGUCCCGACGAGGGACAUCAGCAGGUGUAAACGCUCCGAUCGCGAUCGAUAGAUUAAAACCACGUGACUAAUUGUCACGUACAUCCUUCCUUCCCGGCGAUCGACUGGUCUGGGGGAAGUUUGAAGGAAUCCUCGGGUGUUCCGGGGUGACCUGAGAAUUCUCAGAAUUCUCCUAGGAUCCUUGAGAGUCCUUGGAGAAGUUUGCGAGAUAAGUCGAGGGACUUUGCUAACACUCCGGAACCAACUCGGCGCGUCUGAGAUAUCUCGCGAAAGUUUAAGGAGACAUAAGAAAGCUUGCAGAUUUUUUCGAUAAGUUUACGAGAUGGCGAAUUAGUUUGUAAAAAGCUUGGAAGUCGCAAGUUUUUUGAGAAGGUAGAUCUCGAAAUUUUUAGACGUGUGGAGCAGUUGGGAAGUGUUUGGGACAUUAUCAAGGACCACUGAAAACUCUGCUAAGUUUUCAAGAAUCUCCAGUUGUCUUGCACCCAGGAUCGAAAAUUCUUCAGCAAUCUGGGCAAAUUUCUACAAAAGAUUUAAUACUAUUUCAGUUUCAGCUUUUGAGGCUUGUGUUCUAAGGUUACUGAAUAACUUUUUGCAUCGCGUACAUUUUUGGUCACGUGGCCGGAAAGUUUCAAAACUUUCGAGAAUCCAUCCUGAAAAUGUGCAUUGCGUUUUAAAAGAGAGGACUUUUUCAGUUCAUCGCUAUUUUUAUAAGAUUUAAAAGAGAACUGUCUAAUCAAGAAGUAAAAUUAAUUAAAAAUGAGAUCGAUAAAGAGUUAAUUUGUUUGGUAUUUCGAGCGUAUAUCUGUAUAUUAUCGAGAACUUUCUACAAUAUCACCAUCACAAAUUCUCAGCUGACGAGUAUGUCUCUAGGAUUCUAAAUCUUUACCAGAGGAUAUUUUCACUCCUCGCGGUUCGAGGACCUUCAAGUGAAAGGACUUGACGUUUAAAGAGACUCUGGUUAUCCUGCCCCGUCAUGACUUUGAAGAGUUCUGUUUGAAUAGUCCUGAAUACAGUAAGAACGACAUAAGUGGAAUUAUCGAAGAUCAAUAAGGCCUUGAAGUUGAUCGAUUUGCAACCCGAUAUUUUUGAAGAAUCGGUGAAUUCAAUUCAGCGACUCGAAGGGAUAGAGGGUAGAUGGAUCUAUUUUGAUACCUGACAGAUUUGUUCUCAUCACGACAGUAAUUUCGUACCGAGCUGAAGAUCGAUCUCGGGAGGGAGUGCGUGGAUCGUGCAUGUCCGAAGUCGGCGAUUCACAAAUCACGGCGAUGAAGAUGAGCAAAGUGGGCAACCAGACCAAUUCGCAGGACCCACAGGCGGUAAAUUCGCGCGUUUUCGUCGGAAACCUGAAUACAUUUCAAUGUAGCAAGACCGAUGUAGAACGAAUGUUCCAACGCUAUGGCCGCCUGGCUGGUAUCUCUAUGCACAAGGGUUACGCAUUCGUGCAAUUCACAAAUCCGUUUGAUGCACGCAGUGCGUGCCUCGGUGAAGAUGGUCGCACCGUCCUCAGCCAGAUUCUCGAUGUAAACAUGGUGGCCGAGCCAAAGCCUCACCAAACUGGACGCAAACGACAGAACGUUUCCAAAACUGGCAACGACUGGGACUACUACUAUGACAGUUACUACGCGUCAACCGCGUUUCCGCCGCGCUUAGCACCGCCGUUGAAGCGGCCGCGUUUGAUGCCACCGACACGAGCACAGCAUCCGAAGCUACAGAAACAACAAUCGACGGCAAACACCGGCACGAUACCAGACUUGAAUCAAUUUAAAGUGUACAGCAAUCCAGAUAUACUGAUCUGCGGCAACUGCAGGGAGAUGUUCACGGAACUCGGGGAGCUGUUGGAGCACAAGCGGAACUACUGCAAGCUGCGGUUCACAUGUAAAUGUCACACCUUCAACGGAGCCGCCCCAAGAGACUCGACGACGGCGUUGCUCUGCGUCCUCUGCAAGUUAUCCUUUCCAAGUGCUUGGGAAUUGAUGGUCCAUGCCCAGGCAGCUCACAUGAUCAACAUUUACGAGCUGGGCACAAGAGCAGCACCGAGUCCGUCACGGAGCCCUAGCCUUGACCAGCCGAAGGAGUCGUCGCCUUCCCCGCAGGAUUUCCAGGAAAUCAAGGCUACGGAUUGCGAAGAGCGCGCGGAGGAAGAGGAACUUGAUGGACACGAGUUAAUACCGUCCCCCGACAGUGGCAAGUCAACGGACAACGAAGCGGCUCUGUCGCCGAUCAAGAUUCGAUCUGACGUUAACGGCUUGGAUCACGAGGACUGCGACGAAUUGAUUCACGUCGAGAACACCACGCAGGCGUGCAUCAUGCAUACUCUCAGCAUUGAUUCAUCCUUAGAGCUGAAUUCUGACACGAACUCGAGGACAACUUCUGGAACAGUGAUGGCCUUGACCAACGGUUCAUUGUCGGCAAAGGAAUAAAUGAGGAAAAAGAAAAAAUAUUAAAAGAAAAAAUAAAAAGAAAAUAUUCAUCGGAACGGUCUUCCCCGGCCAACCAACGAGACAUAUCGAUCUCCUUUAAGGAUAACGCACCCGUUUGUAUAUAGCUUAAUUGCCUAACAAAUUAUAUUCAGGAUCGUUAGAUCCCGUGGUCUAUGCCGGCUGAUCGAAUAUCGAUCAUCUUCCCAAAAGAAAAAAAAAAUCAGUUCCGUUCUGGACUUUUUACGCAUUUGCAAUUCCGCUUCAAAUCUUAAUUGAAAACUAAUGGAAGCAGACUAUUGUAAAAAAUCAUUUGAUUUAUUUACAUUCGAGUUUUUAUGUUAAUUAAAUUGUAGAGUUUUUAAUUUUUUUUGUUCCACUCCAUUGAAUUGUAAAUUUUUAAUUUUGUUUCAAUUGCAUACAUUUUUUAAAAAUAGAAUUUUUUAAUUUGAUAUUUGUGACUUUUUAUAUGAAUUUUAAGACUUAUAAUUUUUCAAUUGUUAGUAUUUUAUAUUCUGUUUCAUAUCUGAAAGUUUACAUCUUCUACAUCUUCAAAAUAUUAUAUUUGUUCAUUCUGAAGACACAUUGUGUCUUUUAUUUAAGUUUUGCGAUUAAAAUUUUUAUUAUUAUUAAAUACUGUUUUUGUCUAGCUCCUAAAUGUUUAACAUUUAUCAACCACGAGAUUUCAAAUCCACAUAGCGCAACUGUAAAUCACAGAUAAUUUUAUAUUUAGAUGUAUACAAUCUAAGUUUAUCAUUAUUCAACUAUAUGAAAUCAAGUGCUUUUUGUCAUCUCAGUGGCAAAAAUAUUGAAGAUAAGAGUAUUUGUGAACAACAUAUUAGCCAAAACGAAUCAUCAAUGGAUUUAAUAUCUCUAGAAAUCCUAAAAAUUAAUUAUUUAUUUCCAGCAAGGAUUAAUUAAUUUCUUUGACAAGUAUUAUAACAUCAAUAUUAUCGGAUAUAAAUAAUUCUUGAAUAUUGGCAAAGUGUUGUUUGUUAAGAAAACAAAGAAACAUCUUGUACCUUCCUUUCAUAGCAAUCGCACAUGCGUGUAGAUUAAAGAUAUAGAUUGCCAGUUUAAUUAUUUACGAAAGAACAUAUCUCCCGAUAAACAGUGUGGUAUCGAUGGCAAACUAUAACUGGAUUACGAUACGAAUUUAAACUUCAAUCAUUACUAAAAUGGCAUCCAUUUCUCUGCUGUUAUCUGCUCCGUUCUGAUUUAUUUUCAUUUUGAGAUUUUUAAUCAAUCAUAUUACACACGAUUUAAAUAAUUGUUAUCUAUUUUAAGAAGGAAACGUAGCAUAGAGAAAGCGAGAAGAGAGAAGGCUUCUGUUGGCAACUGUUAUAUAAAUUCUAUGUUACUACAGUACUUUGUUAUAUCUACUGACUUAUAGAUUCAUAAAUCCAUAUAGAUUUAUCUAUAUAGUAUAUAGAUUAUUUUAAAUAGUUUAAAUAAAUAUUUUAAUGUAACAAUUUAAGUGUCCUUGAUAAUUUCAAAAAUAUAUUUAGAAGUUUAUAUAUUUACAAGUUUUUAGCACUUGUAUGUUACUUUUUAUUUCAAAUUUUAUCCAAUAUUUAUGUAAUUCUUAUAAUCAAGAGUACGAAUCAAAACAUCAAACUGUCACAUACGCAUACGAAUGUAUUAAAUAAAUUACCUCUACUUAGCAACGUAUAUAUUUCAUUUUUAAUGAAUUAAUUUUGCUUGUAUAAAUUAUUGUUUCUUACCAUUGCGAUUUGCCAUUGACAGCUCCCGUAAUUUAUGCAUAUCAAAGAUCUAAUAAGAUGUCUAAAAAUGUAAGUAUAUCGUUUUUCGAUAGCGCUGCACAAUUUAUGCAACGCAAUCGCGAGAAAAUAAAGAUAUUGUCGACAGCCGGAAAAAAUUCGGUCGAGCUUUUACGAAGCCUGACGCGCUUCUCUUCCUGCGUUUUUUUCUCUGUAAAACAAGAUAUUUAUUACACGACUAGAUGGUAGUGACGAGAGUUAUUUGUUUAUAGCCCCAUAUAUAAACAAUGUUUUAUGGAUCAUUAAUGUCUAAAUAAAAUAUAUUACGUCUUUUAA
This is a messenger RNA of Monomorium pharaonis (pharaoh ant), 4646 nucleotides long. RefSeq lists its product as uncharacterized. Bases 1405 to 2592 code for a protein of 395 amino acids. Gene Ontology annotation, cellular component: nucleus. Lineage: Eukaryota; Metazoa; Arthropoda; Insecta; Hymenoptera; Formicidae. The transcript is spliced from 12 exons. The record is from RefSeq and is a predicted model, not a curated record. Gene Ontology annotation, molecular function: RNA binding.